This is a messenger RNA of Hemicordylus capensis (graceful crag lizard), 12389 nucleotides long. It is a transcript of the gene WNK1, whose product is annotated as WNK lysine deficient protein kinase 1. Gene Ontology annotation, biological process: negative regulation of sodium ion transport; monoatomic ion homeostasis; intracellular signal transduction. The transcript has 32 exons. Gene Ontology annotation, cellular component: cytosol; cytoplasm. Bases 997 to 9768 code for a protein of 2923 amino acids. The record is from RefSeq and is a predicted model, not a curated record. NCBI's taxonomy places the organism in Eukaryota, Metazoa, Chordata, Lepidosauria, Squamata, Cordylidae. Gene Ontology annotation, molecular function: ATP binding; potassium channel inhibitor activity; chloride channel inhibitor activity.
UGCGGACGGAAAAAGGGGGGCGUGGUCUCCUCGGCUGUCGCUCGCUCGCUCGCUCGCUCUGUGAGUGUCUGACUGAGAGAGAGUGUCGGUUUCGGAUGUAGUCGCCAUUUAGUGCGGCCAGUUCCCCCCGGGCUGGGAGAGGUGGCAGGACGCGGCCCAUCCUCCACUCUCCUCAGGCGCGGGAGGCAGGAGACGGAGAGGGCAGGCCCGGCACCUUUUAUUCAUCAUUUUUUCUCCCGACCCGCCUCUCAAGCCACUCGUUCUCUCGGAGCGUGAGGCGGGGGGACGGCCUCUUCCUCCUCGGAGGAAGAACGAGGGAGAGAGGAGGAGGCGGGGCGGCGGCGGCGGGAGUUCCCGCUUCGUGUGAGGCGAAGAACGAAGGAAAGGGAUUCGCCGUCGAGUGUGGUUGUGGUCGCGGCGGCGAGGGCGCGCCCGGGCCCUGAGCGAGCGGCUGACGGACGGACUGAGUGACUGAGGCAAGGAGAGCGAGCGAGCGCGCGCGCGCGCGCGGCCCCGUCAGGGAAGGGCCUGCCCCAGGCGCCUCGCACCCCACCCCACCGGCCCGGCGCCUGCCCGAGGCUCUCCUCGACCCCAGCAUCGCCACCUCGGCCUCCUCCCCGCCCCCAUCUCCUCCUCUCUCAUCUCCGCUGCUGCUCCAUGUCGGCCCCGCUGCUCGGCCCCCCGUUGCAGCAGGAUGGAUGCGGACACUGACCGGGGAGCCACCCGGCCAGCGCCCCAGCCCGCUCGACGCCCGCAGCAGCCUUCGCCGCCGCUGCCUCUCCUCCUCGCUGUGAGGAGCCUCGGGGAGCCUCCUCUGCAGCACCCGCCGCCGUCGCAGCCGCCGCCGCAGCUCUUCGGCGCGUUCCCCGCCGCGCAUUGACCUCCUCCUCCUCCGCCUUCUCCUCGGUCAGCUGCUGCAGGAGGAGCAACUGCUGCUGCUGUUGGUGCUGCUGCCGCCGUCACUCCCGCGCCUUCUCCUCCCUGCUGGUCCGCACCAUGUCGGGGGGCACUUCGGAGAACGGCGCGGCGGCCACCGCGAGCCCCCGCUUCCUGGCGCCGCCGCCACCGCUGCCCAAGAACGGCUCCAGCUCGGACAGCUCCGUGGGCGAGAAGCUGGGGGUAGCCGCUGCCGCCGCCGCCGCCUGCGCGGACCCCGAAGGCUCGGAAGGUGGCGGGGCCCGCAGCGAAGACUAUCGCCGGCGCCGCCACACCAUGGACAAGGACAGUCGCGGCGCGGCGGCCACCGAGCAUCGCUUUUUCCGCCGGAGCGUCAUUUGCGACUCCAACGCGACCGCCUUGGAGCUUCCGCGGCUGCAGUCCGCAGCGCCUCCCCCUGUGGCAGCCUCCCGAGGGAGCAUCCCGCCGGUGCUGGGCUCGCCUCCCGAGUCUGUCAUCCAGGCUGCAUGUGCCUCUGUCACCGCCAGUCAGGCUCCCACGUUGCUUUUGCAGCAGCAGCAGCCACCUCUGCCUCCACCCUCAGAGGGGCAGCCUGGUCAAGAGCCUCUGGUCGCAAAGGACGUUGCCCCGCUGCUGUCCAAAGAGGAAGGAUUGGAGGCGACCGCAGUGCCUCCGACUAGUACAGCGGGAAGCCUUGCCGCUUCUGCCCGGGAUCUGCAAGAAGAGCGGAGCCGGCAGCAGGAAGAUAUUGAGGAGCUGGAGACCAAGGCCGUGGCUUUCUCCCCAGAUGGUCGCUUCCUUAAGUUUGACAUUGAGAUUGGCAGAGGCUCCUUCAAGACUGUCUACAAGGGACUAGACACUGAGACUACAGUGGAGGUUGCUUGGUGUGAGCUGCAGGAUCGGAAACUGUCCAAAUCAGAACGGCAGCGGUUUAAGGAAGAAGCUGAAAUGUUGAAAGGGCUUCAACACCCAAAUAUUGUUAGGUUCUAUGAUUCUUGGGAAUCUACUGUGAAGGGAAAGAAGUGUAUUGUUCUGGUUACAGAACUUAUGACAUCUGGCACACUGAAAACAUACUUAAAAAGGUUUAAAGUGAUGAAAAUUAAAGUACUGCGAAGCUGGUGCCGGCAAAUAUUGAAAGGUUUGCAGUUCCUGCACACACGCACGCCUCCCAUUAUCCACCGUGACUUGAAGUGUGACAACAUCUUUAUCACUGGGCCCACAGGAUCAGUCAAGAUAGGAGACUUGGGUCUGGCGACUUUGAAGCGAGCUUCCUUUGCCAAGAGUGUGAUAGGUACCCCAGAGUUCAUGGCACCCGAGAUGUAUGAGGAGAAAUACGAUGAAUCCGUUGAUGUUUAUGCUUUUGGGAUGUGUAUGCUUGAGAUGGCUACAUCUGAAUAUCCUUAUUCUGAGUGCCAAAAUGCCGCCCAGAUCUACCGUCGAGUGACCAGUGGAGUCAAGCCAGCCAGCUUUGAUAAAGUAGCAAUUCCUGAAGUAAAGGAAAUCAUUGAAGGAUGCAUCCGUCAAAACAAAGAUGAAAGAUAUGCUAUCAAAGACCUUUUGAAUCAUGCAUUCUUCCAGGAAGAGACUGGUGUGCGGGUAGAGCUAGCAGAAGAAGAUGAUGGAGAGAAAAUUGCUAUCAAGCUCUGGUUACGAAUUGAAGACAUUAAAAAACUGAAGGGCAAAUACAAGGAUAAUGAAGCCAUAGAAUUUUCUUUUGACUUGGAGAGAGAUGUCCCAGAGGAUGUGGCACAGGAAAUGGUUGAGUCUGGUUAUGUCUGUGAAGGAGAUCACAAGACAAUGGCAAAAGCCAUAAAGGACAGAGUGUCCCUGAUCAAGCGAAAGAGGGAACAGCGGCAGUUGGUGAGAGAAGAGCAAGAGAAAAGAAAGCAGCAAGAAGAAGUCAGCCAGAAGCAGCAGGCUGAGCAGCAGUUACAAGCAGGUGCUGUGCAGCAAGGAACAAAACAUGCCACACCUGCCACUGGCACCGCUGCCAUCCCCACUACUUCAGCUUCGGUAUCUACCCAGGUAGAGCCUGAAGAACCAGAGGCUGAUCAGCAUCAACAGCUGCAAUACCAGCAACCCAGCAUUUCAGUCUUGUCUGAUGGCACGAUAGACAGUGGUCAAGGAUCAUCUCUCUUUACUGAAUCAUGUGUGAGUAGCCAACAGACUGCUUCCUAUGGUUCCCAGCAUGAACAGUCUAUCCCAACAGCUCCAGGAUAUGUAGUUCCUGUUGGCCAACCACAAUCACAACAGCCUGGAGGAUACCAAACUUCUGCAGUGCCUCGACGUGGCUGUAGCAUGUCAGUUUGUGCUUCCCCUCUUUCUUUCCCUUAUCUCUCCCAAAUUCCCCUCAGUGCUCCUUCCACUCCACCGCCAGCAUUGUCUGCACCUCUUUCUCCUUCCUACCUUCGGACUGCCCCUGAGGAAACCUUUGGUGAAAAGCUUUCCAAAGCUCUGGAGAGUGUCCUGCCCAUGCAUACCGCCUCUCCACGCAAGCACCGACGCUCCAGUCUGCCUUCCCUCUUUCUCAACCCUCCUCAGUCCAUGGUGCAUCCGUGUGGGGGAACCCCAACGUUCCCAGAUUCCCAGAUAUUCUUUUCAACCGUUCAUGAACGGCCAGUGUCUUUCUCACCACCACCCAUUGGCCCUUCGAGGGUGGCCAUUUCUCAACGGCGCAAGAGCACUUCCGUCCUUGAAGCCCAAACCUGCCACUUCCAGCCCUUACUCAAGACUGGUCAGAGUUUGCUCCUCCCUGCUGGUAGUCCAACAACUUGGACACCGGAGGCACUGGUGACAAUGAACACCACAGCUCAGAAAUCCACAGGAGAGCAUAUGCAGGCCAACCCUGUGUUUGAGUCGCCUCAAGUGUUUGGGGAUUACAGACCUGGACAAGCACCUUCAGAGGAUGCUAAACACAUGCUGACUCAAGAAACAAUGUAUUUAAUGGGCAUACAGUACCAGCCCCAGUUGCCAGAACACUAUGAGACGGUAUCCCAUAAUUCCUGUGGGAUUGAGCAACACUUGCAGCAGGCUCCUGAACAGAGGAAUGCGCAAGGUGUCCUGCUUCAGAGUUCUGCUUUUGAGUAUCAAACAGGGCAGACUUUUUUAGCAAGACAAAUUCAGAACCUGAGGCUGGAUUCUGGAAUGAAUCCUCUGCUGCCACUAUCUAGCAUGUCAGCCCCAUUGAGUGCGGAUCCCACACAGAUGAAUUUUCACCCAGUCUUUGUUCCACACUCUGCACCUGCUGUGCUCACCCACAGUGGGGAUGGCCGAACAAGUUGCGUGUUUGAGUUUCAUGUUCAACCAUCGAAUAUGGCUCCAGGAGAAGGUGCAGUCAUACCCCAGCGUGUAUAUAGAAAUCGCCGAGGCUCCACAGAUUUUAAUCAGGAGGAGUCUCCUCAAGCGACUGUACAGCCGGGUCGCCUUCAGCCUGUGACAGAGGAGCUCUGUAACUAUCUGGGUCCUGAGUUCAUGGUGCCUAGAGGCAGUUCUGUUCUACAGAGCUGGCCAGAAGGUAGCCCGGGAUACUCCAGUGACUCCUCACAGUUGACUUCCUCAGACACUGGUGACUUUCUGUCUCCCCCUCCCAGUGGGAUAUCUGCAUCAUAUGGUUCGGACCUGUCUCUGCCUGCUGUCCAGCUGGCUCAGAAAGUAUUUCAAGAUUCACAGAUCUUCGUUCACUUCCCGCAGGGAACAUCAUCUCAACAGGCUAUCUCUGCACUGGUUUCAUCAGGAUCAUCUACACUCUAUCCUCAGACACAGAUGCAAGGACAACCUGCCUCAAGUGGUUCAUCAGUGAGCACAUCAUCCCAGCUUAUGCAGCAGGGCCAACAGAGUACCCAACAGCCAGCCUCUUCCCAGCAGACUGGGCUAUACCAAAUUCAGCAGUCAUCCAUUUCCAGUGGAGUUCCCCCAUCGCAGCCGAGUACACAGCAAGCACAAGUAAUGCCUGUGCCUCAGGUAGCAGCUGGGACACAGCUUCCUGUUUCCCAAGCAAUGCCGAUCAUCCAAGGUGAACCACAGUUACCUAUUGCAGCGCCUUCCCUUCCUCAGCCUUCAGUUGCUCCAGUCAUGCCCUUGGGCUCUCAUUUUCUCCCUAUGGGGCAACCCUUACAAGCUCCCCUUCUCCCACAGUUCUCAGUCUCUCAGCUGCCCAUAGCAGCACCUCAUGUGUCAGUGGCUCAGCCUGGCUUCCCAUCUCUACCCAUCUCUAUGGCAGCCAGCAUUAACCAGCCUUUGCUCACUCUGCCCACAUCUACUGCAGCAGCUGCUAUUCCUGUGGGCUCAACAGGUGUCCCUACCCAGCUUCCGACUCUCCUGCAGCCUGUGGCUCAGCUGUCAAACCAGGUUCUCCCACAGCUUCUGCAGCCAGCUGUUCAGUCCAUGGGAUUGCCAGCAGCUCUUGGACAAACUGCUGAAGUGCCAUUUCCAGCUACAGAUGCUUUGUACCAGGGUUUCCCUCCUCGACUACCAGCACAAUAUACUGGGGAUAUUGCUUCCUCCUCUGUGGCCUCUGCUUGUCUCCCUUCUGCAGUUCUUUCCCCUCCCUUACCCACAGAUGCUUUGGCUCAGCCAGGCUAUCUUGCUGCAGUGGUGCAACCUUAUGUGGAACAGAAUGUUUUAGUUCCUUUGGGAGGUCUAGGAGGACAGGUUCAAGUGCCACAGCCUGCUGCCUGUUUAGCACAGCAGGUCUCAACUGCAUCCUCACAGCAGACAGCACUAGAGAGUAUAUCUGGAGUAUCUCAGAUUGCACCUCCAGAGCCACAGCCACCAGUGCAGCAACAGCCUUCACAAUCUACCCCAUUGGUUUCCUCAAUAGACAGUGCACAUUCAGAUGUUGCUUCAGGAUUAAGUGACUGUAACGAGAAUGUUCCAGCAUCUAGUGGUAGACAUGAGGGAAGGACUACAAAACGGCAGCAUCGAAAGUCAGUACGCAGCCGCUCUCGCCAUGAGAAGACUACACGUCCAAAACUGAGAAUUCUCAAUGUUUCAAACAAAGGAGAUCGAGUUGUGGAAUGUCAGCUAGAGACGCAUAAUAGAAAAAUGGUUACUUUCAAAUUUGACUUGGAUGGUGACAACCCAGAGGAAAUAGCCUCUAUCAUGGUGCAAAAUGAGUUCAUCUUGGCUACAGAGAGAGAGUCAUUUGUGGAGCAGGUGCGAGACAUAAUAGAAAAAGCAGAUGAAAUGCUCAGCGAGGAUGCCAGUGGGGAACCGGAAGGUGAUCAAAGCUUGGACAGUAUACAGAACCAGAAAUUGGAUGGAGACUUCAAACAGCCAGAUGCUGUGUCUUCCUUGCCACAAAGAAUAGGUGUUCCUCCUAAUUCUCUGACUCAAGUUGUUCAUUCUGCUGGAAGAAGGUUCAUUGUCAGCCCUGUUCCAGAAAGUAGGUUACGGGAACAGAAAUUUUUCACUUCAAUUCCAUCAGAAAAUGAACUUCUUGAUGUAGUUGCUGUUUCUUCAUCUCAUGGCCCUGGGAUGAAUCUCUCUCACUCUGCAUCAUCACUCAGCCUGCAACAAGCAUUCUCAGAGCUUAAGCAUGCUCAGAUGGCGGAAGGACCUAGUACAGCUCCUCCCAUUUUUAACCAGGCUGUGCCACCUUUCCCCCCUGUCACUACUAGUGAGGGGCUGCCAUCAACAGCAACUCCUGCUCCUUCAGCGUCAUUUCCUUCUACCACUGGUGUUUCUGUACCAGCAACUCAGGCAGUUGGCACUCAGCCAAAAGAAGCUGCGACUGUGGGUCUUCCAUCGAGUGAAGACUUGUCAGGCUCCAGCUCUCCAUCACCGGUGCAGCAGUCGGGAUCACAGUUAGCUAGUGGAGUAGUUUCCAGCAUCAGUGCUCCUUCUUUUUCAUCAACGGCUGCAUCCCAGGCUGCUUCUGUCAUUGGAGAAGUUGUUCCUAGUAUUAGUACCCCUGCUUCUCUAACAUUGCCACAGACUGGAGCAACAGGGUCUGGUGUUACGGUAUCAGGAACUGUGGCACCAUCUGUACCAUCUCAGCAGGUUGGUGGUGGCAGUGCUGUUCCUGUGGUGUCUCAAGCAUCUGUUCCUGUCUCCUUGGCACAAAGCAUGGUUUCACAGUCUUCUCAGUUGAAUACCAGUAGCUCUGUCCCCAGUCUGGCAGAAAUGGUAGUUGUAAGUGUGCUACAGCCAAGAUCGGAGAGUGAUCAGUCAGCAGAAAAGCCACAACUGGGCAGUACAAGCGGCAUGCCUUUGCCUGUUUCUGUACCUUUACCCUCUGUGGUAGCAUCAAGUAUGUCUAGCUCCACCUCUCAGCCAUCUGUGGUACAGCCACUGCCUAUUCCUCCAGUAGUUACCUCAACUAUCCUACCCCCAGCAGCAGGUGCAAAUUCUACCCCAGUAUUACCCCAGAUUCCUUUACCUGGUGUCUUGCCACUGACACAACCAGUAGCUAAUGUGCCUGCAGUCCAGCAGACUUUAAUACAUGGUCAACCUCAGCCCGCUCCACUACCCAAUCAACCUCAUGCCCACUGUCUGGAAGCAGAUGUUGACACUCAGCCAAAAGCACCUGGCAUAGAUGACAUAAAAACCCUGGAAGAAAAACUGCGUUCUCUCUUCAGUGAACAUGGUGCCAUUGGUGCAGGUCACCCAUCUGCAUCCCUGGAGACAUCCCUCAUAGUGGAGACUACAGUAAUACCUGGCCUGCCAACUACUGCUGUUGCACCCACAAAACCUGUAGCACCUGUUGCAGGCACCAGCAUACCACCAGCCAGCUUGUUGCUUGGCUCAGCAGGCUUACCUGUCAUGACACCGAUUGUCACACCUGGCCAAGCAGUCACCCCAGUCAGCUGUGUCCCGACAGCAAGCGGCACUACACCAGGAACAGCUAAAGCAGGGACCCCUCCAUCAAAGCCGCCUCUUAGUAGAGCACCGGGGCUACCAGUAGGUUCUGAACUUCCAGCUGGCACUCCAUCCAGUGAGCAGCUGCCACCCUUUCCGGGACCUUCACUAACUCAGUCCCAACAACCUCUAGAAGACCUGGAUGCUCAGCUGAGAAGAGCUCUUAGUCCAGAAACUGUUCCAACAUCAUCCGCUCCUACCUGUCUUCAGCCACUUGUGGCUCCCACAACAUCUACUGGAGUGGUAUCUACAACUGAACAGCCCACAUAUACUGAUUCUCAGGAAGCAGAGAACUGUGCCACGACUACAUCUUCAGGGGUUGCAGUUCUUAAGAUGGGUCGUUUUCAGGUGUCAGUGGCAAUGGAUGAACAGAAAGAGAGUGGAAGUAAGCCCAAGCACUUUGACACAACCACCUCAGAUUCCUCAUCUUUGUCUAGCAGCAGCCCAGAGAGUACUCUGGUGAAGCCAACUUCCAGUGGGACAACUGAGGCCAUUGCUGUUACCUCAGAUGUGGUGGAUGGAGUGUUUUCACAAGCUUCCACCAUACAGUUUCAGCCAACUAAGGUUGGGCGUUUCCAGGUGACAACAACAACAACAGACCAAGUGGGUCGUUUUUCUGUGUCUAGAACUCAAGAUGAGGUGACUUGUGUGGAGACAGAGACCCCUGCUAUAGUUCCUCUGUCCAUGGAAUCAGAGCAAGUUCCUUCUCCACUUGCAACUCCUAAAUCAGAGUUUGCCGAGAGAAGGCCUUCUCUGCAUCUGAAUGGGCCAUCAUCUGAGCUAGAGGCUGCCUUUCUAAGUGGGGGAGCUAAGGAGAUGGAUGAUGGUUCAGGGAGUCCAGACUCACUCCAUCCACCUGGGUCAAAGAUCAGUCUUCCGGUCCAGAGCCUUAGCAACUCAUUCAACUCUUCCUACAUGAGCAGUGAUAAUGAGUCAGACAUAGAAGAUGAAGACUUGAAGUGCGAACUGCGUCGAUUACGGGAAAAGCACCUUAAAGAGAUCCAAGAGCUUCAAAGUCGUCAAAAGCAGGAGAUUGAACUACUUUACACAAAACUGGGAAAGGUACCUCCAGCAGUAAUCAUCCCUCCAGCUGCUCCUCUCUCAGGGAGGCGGAGAAGACCUACUAAAGGAAAAAGCAGCAAAUCCAGCCGUAGCAGUUCCCAGGGUAGUAAGAGUCCUCAAAUUUUGGGCAAUCUGUCUGCUCAGAGUGCACCUUCAGUCUUACCACAACAGACCCUCCAUCCUCCUGGCAGUGUUCCCGAGACGGGACAGAAUCAUCUGUUACAUCCCCUUAAACCAUCUCCUUCUAGUGAGAACCUCUACUCUGCCUUUACUAGCGAUGGUGCCAUUUCCAUACCAAGCCUUUCUGCGCCAGGCCAAGGCUGUGUGAAGUUUAACUGUGCAUCUGAGCGGGUGACAUUCAAGCCUGGUGGCAGGAGGACCCGAUUUCUGAGUACGCCCUGCUUGGCUCUUUGGAAGAUGGUGAAAAAAGUCUGUCCUUGCAACCAACUCUGUAGGACCAGCAGUACAAACACUGUUGGGAGUACAGUGAACAACCAGGCGCCUCAGUCUCAGCCUCCUGCCUCUAGCCGGAAAGGGACCUUUACAGAUGACCUUCAUAAGCUAGUAGACAACUGGGCUCGUGAUGCCAUGAACCUCUCGGGAAAGAAAGGAGGCAAGGGGCAUGGGAAUUAUGAGGGUCCAGGAAUGGCAAGGAAGUUCUCUGCACCAAGCCAGCUCUGCAUCUCGAUGACAUCCUCUCUUGGUGCUACACCCAUCUCUGCAGCGUCAGCUACCUCCCUAGGUCACUUCACAAAGGCCAUGUGCCCCCCUCAGCCGUACGGUUACCCAACAGUGCCCUUUGUAGCUCCCUGGAGUGGGACAAGUGGUCCAGCACAGCAGCCUUUAGGCCAAUUCCAACCUGUAGGAGCUGCCUCUUUGCAAAGCUUCAACAUCAGCAACUUGCAGAAAUCUAUCAGCAACCCUCCUGGCUCUAAUCUGCGGACCACUUAAUGAGAUCCAGACAUGCUGCUGGGUAGACAUUGGGGAUGGGUGGAAGAUGAGGCCUUGAAUCAACUACUAGGCUGCAAUGAACUGGCUAUUAGUGCCCAGCGGGGAAUUGUGGUUUCCCCUCUAACCAUUGCUCUCUGCUCUCAGUAAGAAAAGCCCCCCAUUCUGAAGAUGGGGAGAAGGGUGAUCAGGAUCUUCCAUGAUGGGACAUACUUCCUCUUGUUCUUGUGUGUGGCCAAGUGUGUAAAGAUGGAAGUCACCAAACCAGCCAAUGGCCUCUCGCUGUAAACUUCCUUUGACUUAAGAAGCUGAAUCCACAUGGGCUGAGAUGGAAGAGUUGCUGUUCAUUCUAGCAUGAAUCUUUAGUAUACCAGUUGUCUUGCUCUGAGGAAUUAAGAUGAGGGGGGAAGCUGUCCAUGUUUCCAUCUUGUCUCUCCCGCCCUUCAAGCCAUCACACUGAAGUUCCUGAGCUGAUGGACAACACAGCUGGACUUGCAGAACAGCCCAUGCUUUGAGAUAGGUCAUUACUGCUUUAAGUAAAAGAGAUUAACAGCUUUGACUGCAGCAUUAGAGCAAUUUAAAUUGUUUAGAAGAUAAAUUUUAAAAAGUUCCCUGCGGACAUGUACUUACCAUCAGUUUUGAUGUGGAAACACUGUGAUAUAUAAAUGUUGUUGGACAACAGUAGCUUAAAAAUGAGUGGAGUAUAGAGGGUUAAACAGUUAAAAAGGAAAAAAAAUGGGGGAAAGCUAGCUAUAUCCUGAUACUUAUUGGAGACACUUUAACUUUUUUCCUUUGUAUUUUCAUUGUAUUAGAUAAAUGUGAAUGUAUAAUUGUAUAAAUUUAAUGUACUUGAAUACUUGUCUGUUCUCCCAGUAUGCUUGCUGGAUAUUUUAGUGCCUUGGACUUUUAUUGCUUCUGCAGUUAGCAUCACCUUCCCAGCAGACUUUAGACAGGCAUAGGGAAUGAUGCGGGGAGAGGGGAGUCAUUUGGACAUGGUCACUGAAAAACCAAAGGGUUAACACAUUGGAUGUUUAUACUGUGUAAUAGUGUCUAGAGUAGGUGUUGGAGGGGGAGCUACUGCAGCUGUAUGUUGGAAGAGUAAAGUCAGAGUGGUGGGGAACCUUAUGUGGUGGGUGGUUGAUGCAGCAGCAGCGAGGGAUGGAUGUGGGGAUUCUGAAGUGAAAUGAAUAUUGUGACCAGAGUAAAAGCUGGGCUGGCUGAGAACAGAAGGAAGAGGGAGAAAGAGGUGCUUCUUGAAGAGUCACCUCCUGUGGGUGGUUUGACGUUUAAGCUCUAAUGUAGUAAAGUGUUUUGGUAAGGGCAGUGUAUGUGAAGGAGUUGGAGCGAUCACUCUGGGGAAUGGGUGGGAGGGGAGAGAGUCUGCUGGGAUUUGCUCCUCCCCACUUUUCAUUCAAUCCAUACAGGCCAGGAGUCGAGCUUCCUGGUGCAACAUCCAUUGCCAAGGAUGGAUACACUUGAAACAGCCAGCAUAAAAAACGACUUUUGUCUUUUAUGAUUGUGUUCCAUGUCUAAAGGACUUAAAACUGGUACCAGGACUGUAACUAACUGUGUUGCCUUCUAGUAGGUGUACUCUGUCUCCUACUUUCCACUCGCCUUUCUCUUUCCAACUUAAAAUACUGGUUCCCUGUUCAAAUGAAAUACUGCAACCAGCUAGUAUUAUUCUGUAUUGCUGCAGCAGGCUGUGAAGGGUCAAAGUACUCUUACUUCGUAUUUGGCAGCAUCGUUAUUGCUGGUCUGGAAGUCUGUAUAAUGAGAGGCUUUUCCUAAGGUUAGUAGGAGGUUCGUUCUUUCUGUACUUGUUUCACUCUUCCCUCAAACAUAUGCACAGGUCUUUUUUUCCUUUUCCUUUAUCUUAUGCUGAAGUUUACAGUGGCUUUGUCAAAAAGUGGUAGGGCUGGGGUUGACUAACAAAAGGCACAGAAGUAAAUGUUGCAGGGCUUCAAGAACUUACAAACCAACACACACCUCACUUUUGUGAAUGGGAAAGAGGAAGCCUUGAGACUUCCUGCAAAGGAAAUUAACUGAAAGCCUGUAUUUUCUGCUUUGUGGCUAUAAGAGGAGGGUCUGGAACAUGAACUGUGUGUGAGGUUGAUGUGCAGAAAGUACAAAGGAGCAAUAAUGAGAUGCCACUUCAUGGUAGAGGAGCCGGUCAGCUGAGUGUUGCACAAGGGUGGUAUUUCGGUUUAAUAUGUUUGAGGUCAGGUUUUCACUUAGUUAUGCAAGAACUGGUUUUAUUUACCAUUGAUUUCCCUCCUGUGGAUAAAAUAACUGAGGUCUAGAGGAAUAAACUAAUGCUACUGAACUGUUAAAUUAUUUUGUGUUAAUAUUACACUUUGAGUACCUUUUUUCCACAAGAUCUGUUUCUGAAUUACAGAUGUUUUCUUUACAUUAUUUAACAAUGUACACUGUAAAAAUAAUAAUAAAAUGAAUUCAAACCUUGGGCUUCCCUGGCCGUAGUUAAUGGUAUGUUUUGCACUAAAUCCAGGCAUUGCGCUUCCUGUAUGAUUGCGCUUUGUGCUGCAGUUUGUUACCUUCUUUGUAGAUAUUUAAUGAAAUCAUUCAAAUAAACCAAACCUGCUUUUGAGCUGUGGUUUUUCAUUUUC